This is a messenger RNA of Helobdella robusta, 1698 nucleotides long. RefSeq lists its product as hypothetical. The transcript is spliced from 7 exons. Gene Ontology annotation, cellular component: cytoplasm; cytosol; nucleus. Gene Ontology annotation, molecular function: cobalt ion binding; serine binding; mRNA 5'-UTR binding. Bases 10 to 1356 code for a protein of 448 amino acids. Lineage: Eukaryota; Metazoa; Annelida; Clitellata; Rhynchobdellida; Glossiphoniidae. The record is from RefSeq and is a predicted model, not a curated record. Gene Ontology annotation, biological process: tetrahydrofolate interconversion; protein homotetramerization; purine nucleobase biosynthetic process.
GACCCUGAGAUGUUGGAUCUUGUGAUGAUGGAGAAGAUUCGCCAGAAGGGGAGUUUGGAGAUGAUUGCCAGCGAGAAUUUCUGUAGCAGGUCUGUCCAGGAAACAUUGGGAUCUUGUCUCACCAACAAAUAUUCUGAAGGACAGCCAGGGCAAAGGUACUACGGUGGGAAUGAAUACAUCGACGAGAUUGAGAGACUGACUCAGAAACGUGCCCUCCAAGCCUUCAACCUUGAUCCUGAAGAAUGGGGCGUCAAUGUGCAGCCCUUAAGCGGGGUGCCGGCAAAUUUUGCAGUCUACACUGCCCUCGUUGAGCCACACGGUCGAAUCAUGGGCCUGGACCUCCCAGAUGGGGGUCAUCUGUCUCACGGAUUUUUUACUGCCCAGAAAAAAAUAUCUGCCACGUCCAUAUUCUUUGAGUCGAUGCCCUACAAGUUGGACGUGAGCACUGGUCUUAUUGAUUAUGAUAAGCUACGAGAGCAUGCCAGGCUGUUCAGACCGAAGCUUAUCAUCGCCGGCACUUCAUGCUACUCCAGACAACUUGACUACUCAAGAUUCCGUGAAAUAGCCCAAGAAAACCAGGCGAUCCUCAUGGCGGAUAUGGCUCACAUCUCCGGGCUAGUGUGCGCCGGGGUCAUUCCGAGCCCAUUCGAAUUCUGCGACAUCGUCACUACGACCACCCACAAAACUCUUAGAGGACCUCGGGCUGGGAUUAUAUUUUAUAGAAAAGGGGUGAAGAAGAAUGGUCCCAAAGGUGAUACAGUUUACGAUUACGAGAAGAAAAUUAACGAGGCUGUGUUCCCCGGCCUACAGGGGGGUCCACACAAUAACGCCAUCGCUGCUGUUGGUGUGGCCCUAAAAGAGGCAAUGACCCCAGAGUUCAAGGCCUACCAGCAGCAAGUUGUCACCAAUGCCAAGGUCCUUUGUGAUGAAUUGCAGAAGUAUGGCUACACCAUUGUCUCAGGUGGCACAGACAACCACCUCAUCCUUGUUGACCUUCGACCUGUGAACUCCGACGGAGGUCGUGCUGAGAAAGUUCUUGAGGAAGCCAACAUAACCGUGAACAAGAACACGUGUCCCGGAGACAAGAGUGCACUGAGACCUAGUGGACUGAGGUUCGGCACACCAGCACUGACCACGAGAAACUUCAAAGAGGCCGAUAUGGUUAGGGUGGCCGAGUUCAUUCAUAGAGGUCUCCAAAUCACCUUAGAGGCCCAGAAAGACUGUGGCACGCUCUUGAAAGACUUCAAAUCGAAAAUUGAUGUUGACCCGGAUAUCAGGGGCAAAAUUCAGCAGUUGAGGUCAGAGGUCACCGAGUUUGCAUCCAGCUUCCCGAUGCCUGGAUUUGAUGAAAUUUAAGAGGACUGGGAUGUAGAGUGGGAGAAAGAGAAGCAAAUUGAAUAAGAAAAGAGAAAGAAAUGAAUGAAAGCGUGAUGUUUUUGCUGCUGUUGGUUGAGGAGUUCAAAUGUCUGAAAUCGAAAUUUUUCCAUCCCAUACUGAAAGAAAUCCUUCACUGUAUUGUUAAAUUUUAUUUUAAAAUUUUAUUGCUCCUUCACUUGUUUGUAUGAGUUUGUAUUUUUGCCCUUUAAGUUGUUGCUAUCUUUUUGUUAACCAUAGUUGUCGUUAUUGUGAUUAUUAUUUGUAUUAUCAUUUUUUUUCUAACUUUUUUCAUUUCAAAAUCUGAUGACUUAACAUCGAUCU